Drosophila simulans is the source of this 2087-nucleotide messenger RNA. It is a transcript of the gene PGRP-LC, whose product is annotated as peptidoglycan-recognition protein LC. NCBI's taxonomy places the organism in Eukaryota, Metazoa, Arthropoda, Insecta, Diptera, Drosophilidae. The record is from RefSeq and is a predicted model, not a curated record. The transcript has 4 exons. Gene Ontology annotation, biological process: peptidoglycan catabolic process. Bases 371 to 1933 code for a protein of 520 amino acids. Gene Ontology annotation, molecular function: zinc ion binding; N-acetylmuramoyl-L-alanine amidase activity.
AGGCCGCUGCGAUUUGAUCGCCGCUCAGUUGAUCAGAGUCACUCGAACGCGCCGCUGCUCAACGAUUCGAAAUUGGCGCGAAACAGUAUAAAAAGUUCGACUUACAAAUCGGGUAUAUAGUAUAGACGCUCAAAUAUUUACGAGCUGCAACGGUUUUCGUCGGCGAUUUAAAGUGCAUGCUCAUGAUGUGAUGUUUGCUGAGAGCUGUGCCUAGUCAGCCGAUUUGCCAUACAAAAAAAAAAGUGAAAAAAGUGAAAAAUUCUCUGCAAUAAUGUACCACCCAAUCUGCUAAAUAGAAAGGCCAACACAUAACGCUCAGAGAUCCAGAGAAAAUAUCAAUCUGGUUACGUGACUGUCCCGAUAGUUCGACAUGCAUUUCAGCAAUGAAACGGAAAUGAGCCAAUGUCCCAAUGCGAAACGUAGAGUAACCGAUCCGUCGACUGGACCAAAAAACUGCAGUACUUCGUCCACAGACUCGGGCGUUAUACUGAGCGAUAAUGUGGCGGCAUUUCGACCGGAGAAAGAGACCAAAGAUCGGGGGACGGACCAAGGGCAGUUCCAGUCGAAAUCGGAAGAGAAAACGGAAUCCAAGCGUAUCAGCGUUGAGCACACUGUCAAUAUAACAACGGAAAAUGCUGGAAAGACAUCUUCGCCGGCGGUUUCCAUACGGAGCACCACCAUUUCCGUUGUGUCCAUCGAUGAUAAUGCCAUCGAUUCGAGUAGUAUUGAUAGUGAUUCGGAGGCCGAGGCGGAGGAUUAUAAGGUCCAGAAGCUGGGUCACCAGGUCACCUACCCGCCCAACAGUUCACACCUGCGCGAUCUUAACCAGGGUCUAACGGUGAUCAGUCGUCAUGUGGCGCCAGGUGAGGCGGCAGUACCACCACCCAAUCCCCUGGAAGCUGGCAUUGUGGCCAAGCAAAUACUAAACGGUAGUCUGGCCGUGGCCACGCCCACAUCUCCGGCGGGAGGUGCCACCCAGGGCAUUGGCAGCAUCGCCCUGACCAACUCCACGGAUGUGACGUUCGGUGAUAAGCACUUCUACGAGGGACCAGUGACGAUACAACAGUUUCUCAUCGACAAUCGGGACAAGUGGAAACCGGGCGAGGGACCAGCUAGUGGACAGGAUAACCCCGCAUUCAAUGGUGGACCCAGCACGAAUGGCAGUGCGCCGGGCUCCAAACAUGAAGAUCCUGCGCAAACCCCACCAAUUUGUCCUUUUCUGCCCAAUACUGUUGGACGCAAGGCCGUCACUGUUACAGUGGUUUUUGUAACUUUAACCUUCCUGCUGGGGAUCGUACUGGCCACCACCACAAAUCUCUUCGGAAAGACGUUGAACCAAAGUAAGAUCAGAGAUGACGACGAUUACAGACCAAAUAUUCCAAUCAAUUCAACAAUAGAUCUGGACAACAUUGGUGGUGGACUAAUACUGAGGUUCGUGGAGCGUCAGCAAUGGCUCGCACAGCCGCCACAGAAGGAGAUUCCCGAUCUGGAGCUGCCCGUGCGACUGGUCAUAGCACUGCCCACCAACUCAGAAAACUGCAACACACAGGCGAUCUGUGUGCUCCGAGUUCGUCUGCUGCAGUCCUACGAUAUAGAAUCGUCGCAAAAGUGUGAUAUCUCGUACAACUUUCUGAUUGGCGGAGAUGGAAAUGUAUAUGUGGGACGGGGCUGGGAUAAAAUGGGAGCCCACAUGAACAAUAUACCCUAUGACUCGAUGAGUCUUAGCUUCGCCUAUAUCGGAUCUUUUAAGACCAUCCAACCGUCGGCCAAGCAACUCAGUGUGACUCGUCUUUUGCUGGAACGUGGCGUCAAGCUGGGCAAGAUUGCACCCAACUACCGAUUUACGGCGAGCAGCAAAUUGAUGCCAAGUGUAACCGAUUUUAAGGCGGAUGCGCUUUACAAAAGCUUCGCCAACUGGACUCAUUGGUCGUGAAUAGGUUAAGAUAAUAUAUUUUGUAAUACUAUCAUUCAUUUUCGUAUUGAUAUUGUAUCAUAGGUGUUCUCCCUUUAAUGUGUGGCAUAUUCGAUUUAGCUAGAAUAACGAUUCGUUAAAAGAAAUGUGAUAUUAAAUAAAGCAUAAUGAUUUA